AUGCCACUUCCUAAAAAUAAACUCGAGUGCUGUAUCCGACAUCCCAACUCUACUGAAGUCCUCAUGUGUACUAGCUGCAAUAAAAAAUACCACUAUAAUUGUGUAAGCACGUCAAAAACCCCGUUUGGUGAUCUAACUGACGCCUACAAAGUGAAUUGGCUGUGCCCAUCGUGCGCUAGACCGAAGUCAGACAAUUCAAACACGCCCAUAAGAGGAGCUCCUUUACCUCGAGAAGUACAACCGGCAUCCCCUCUUCCGUUUGACGAGGUUCGUAAAAUAGUGCGGGAAGAGCUUGGAGCCGUAUUGGAGGUCUUCAAAACUAACAUUCGGGAACAAUUUAAACUACUAACACAAGAGGUCUUAGAUCAACUAUCUGGCGUGACGAACUCGUUAACAUUUCUUGAACAACAAUACGAACAAGUUGCUAGUGAGCUAAGUGUAAAAACAAAGGCUAUAAAAGUAUUAGAAUCUGAGAAUAUAUCACUUAAGUCAACUGUUAAGGACCUUAAUGUAAGACUGUCAAUAGUGGAACAACAGUCUCGUGCUGCAAACCUUGAAAUACAAAACGUCCCGGAAAUCCGGGAUACUGUACUUGCAGCGGUCAUUACAUUCAAUAAAAAAGCUGGAAAUAACACUGAGAAACUGAACACUAGCCAUUUGGGGAUAAGUGGAAGCAAGUAUCCUAUCUUUGUAGGCGAGCACCUCACAUCAUCCCAGAAGCAAUUGCAUGCUAAAGCACGCCUCAGGGCUAAGGAGUUGGGCUACAAGUUAAAUGUCUUAAACUGUAAUUAUGAUAUUAUCAUUUUAACUGAAACCUGGCUUAACGUCUUAAGUGUCUACAACUCUGAGAUCUUCGAUGACAGAUACAAUGUUUAUCGGCGGGAUCGUUCCUCUUCAACACACACAAAGCACAAAACAACUGGAGGCGGCGUCCUGAUAGCUGUAUUAAAAACCUUACCAUCACUGAGACUAAACAGUUUUGAAAGUGACUGCGAAGAUCUUUGGGUCUCAAUAAAAAUUUCUAGAGGCAGUAAAUCUAUAAAUCUGAACAUUUGCGCUAUCUACAUUUCACCUCCUGUAAAACGAACUAUAUUAGAAACUUUUAUAGACAAAGCAACUGAAUCCUUGGAACAAAUUAUGUUGCAAAAUUGUAAUUCUACUUUCAUUGUAGGCGACUUCAAUCUUGGUGGUAUCAAGUGGUUUUCAGAAUCUAACAAACAUAAGGUGACUAAUACAGGAAACAACCUCUUUAAAACAUUUAUAGACUUUACUCACCUUAAUGGACUCAACCAGCUUAAUAAUAUAAGUAAUGUUAAGGGCAGUAUCCUUGAUCUUGUUCUGACCACAGAGACUAACUCGAGUGCUGUCAAUGAAAGUCCAUUUCCACUCAGUAUCAUCGACUCCUAUCAUCCUCCUCUCAUCAUAGAUAUCCCCAUUCCUCUACUGCAUACACCUCCCAUAUUAUGCAAAAACAAAACCGUCAAGCCAAACUUUCGCAAAUGUGACUACACACUUAUUGAAGCAGCUCUUGAUAAUAUUAAAUGGCUCGAUGAAUUCCAUGCAUGCCCUGACGUCAAUAAAUUAACGUACCGCCGAAGCGUUGGCUUGUGCGGUCGUUUCUAA
Messenger RNA from Leptosia nina, 1623 nucleotides. The record is from the annotation of a GenBank genome assembly. Lineage: Eukaryota; Metazoa; Arthropoda; Insecta; Lepidoptera; Pieridae.